Messenger RNA from Camelina sativa (false flax), 289 nucleotides. RefSeq lists its product as uncharacterized. Gene Ontology annotation, biological process: rRNA processing. Gene Ontology annotation, molecular function: RNA binding. NCBI's taxonomy places the organism in Eukaryota, Viridiplantae, Streptophyta, Magnoliopsida, Brassicales, Brassicaceae. The record is from RefSeq and is a predicted model, not a curated record.
AGGAUGAGGGUAAUAAUGAGGACAGAGGAAGAGAGUGAUACUGACAAGAAGCUAAAGCUUGCUUCUUUGGAUGAUGAUGCUGACUCUGAAGAGGUAUCAGAGGAGGAGGUAGAAGAAGAAGAAGAAGAUACCGAUGAGGACGAUGAAGGUAUCUAUGAAGACGAUGGACCAGAAAUUCCGGAAGAGAACAUACCGACUAUCCCAGAAGAAACUCCCAGACUUGCUAUCGUUAACAUGGAUUGGAAACAUGUCUCUGUAAGUGUUCUCCAUCCUUGAUGUAUUGUUUCGA